UUGAUAGGAGAACAGAAAGGCAACCACCUCGGUAAAGAAGAUUUGAAAAGCCACUUGAAGAAAAGGGUUCUGAAGGUGGUGAAUUUCCAGUUGAUAGACCAAUUAUUGAAUGGCCUAUCUGAGGCCGAGGUGGUCUUGGAAGGGGUCCAGGAGGCCAUGAACGUGGAAUGGGCCGAGGAGAUGGAUUCAAUUCCCGUGGCAGACGUGAAUUUGAUAGGCAUAGUGGAAGUGAUAGAUCUGGCCUGAAGUAUGAGGACAAACAUGGAGGUAGCGGAUCUCACAACUGGGGAACUGUCAAAGAUGAAUUAACAGAGUCUCCCAAAUACACCCAGAAACAAAUAUCUCAUAGUUGCAGUGAUUUGGAUCAAUCAAAUGUGACUGAGGAAACACCUGAAGGUGGAGAGCACCCAGUGGCAGACACUGAAAAUAAGGAGAAUGAAGUUGAAGAUGUUAAGGAAGAGGGUCCAAAAGAGAUGACUUUGGAUGAGUGGAAAGCUAUUCAAAAUAAAGACCAAGCGAAAGUAGAAUUUAAUAUCCGAAAAACAAAUGAAGGUGCUGAUGGACAAUGGAAAAAGGGAUUUGUUCUGCAUAAAUCAAAAGUGAAGAGGCUCUUGCUGAAGAUUUUAUGGACCAUCAUUUCCAGAAAAGCCAGCAAAUGAUAUAACGUCUCAAUUGGAGAUCACUUUUGGAGACCUAGGCUGCCCAGGACAUGGUGGCCGUCCAAACUGUGGCAGCAGGACUGAUAAGUCAAGUGCUUCUGCUCCUGAUGUAGAUGACCCAGAGGUAUUCCCAGCUCUGGCCUAACUGGAUGCCAUAAUACAACACUGGUUCCUUUGUGGACCCUCCUGUUCAAAGCUUCUGCAUGCUUAAGGAUCCCAAACAACUAAGAAUUUUUAAAAAAGACUGUCCUUCAUAACAUUCACACCUAAAGACAGAAGUUUAUCUGUUUUGAAAAUGAACUUCUCUAGCUACACAGAAGUAACAAAUAUGUUAGUCGGUUUUGUAUUUAGAAAUGUAUUGGUAGCAGGGAUGUUUUCAUAAUUUUCAGAGAUUAUGCAUUCUUCAUGAAUACUUUUGUAUUGCUGCUUGCAAAUAUGCAUUUCCAAACUUGAAAUAUAGGUGUGAACAGUGUGUACCAGUUUAAA
This is a messenger RNA of Peromyscus maniculatus bairdii (prairie deer mouse), 1145 nucleotides long. The record is from RefSeq and is a predicted model, not a curated record. Lineage: Eukaryota; Metazoa; Chordata; Mammalia; Rodentia; Cricetidae.